Molecule: messenger RNA, 1338 nt
Organism: Danio aesculapii
Lineage: Eukaryota; Metazoa; Chordata; Actinopteri; Cypriniformes; Danionidae
Gene: pdrg1
Product: p53 and DNA-damage regulated 1
Exons: 5
Coding region: 34-429 (131 amino acids)
Biological process (GO): protein folding
Cellular component (GO): prefoldin complex
Source: RefSeq, a predicted model, not a curated record
UGUAGCGCACAACACACGCGCACACAUUUCAGCAUGGACGAAAGCGCGCAGCGGAUAGUGGAGCAUCUGACUGAGGUAGAAGUUGCUGCUGAAGAUAUACUCACCGACAAACAACAGAUUGUGGAUCUGGAUGUGCGGAGAAACAGAAACCGAGAAGCUCUCAGCGCUUUAAGAAACAGUUCACCAAACGAUAACGUAAAGGUGUGUUUUGGAAACAUGUUCAUCAAAUUCCCUCAAGAACGCACCAGGUCAAUGAUCCUGAAAGACCAAGAGCAGCUUGAUAAGGAAAUAACAGACCUCCGCAAACGACUGAAAGCUAAAGUUAAUCGACUCAAUGAGUUGCAAGGUAAACCCGAACUAAGAGGAUACAACCUUGCUCCUCUGAGCGGUGAUGAAAUAAAGGCGAUUAACAGCCUUCUUAAGAAAUGAUAUUCAUGAAACGAGUUCCGUGAAUUACUGUGAGCCUGGAUAUGGAUUGAACUGAUUGAGUGAGCAGUGCUCCACUAAACCAGCGGUGACUGUACUCACUCCGCUGAAGAUCUUUACAUGGAUGGUGUUUAUUAAGUCUUGUCCAUGUUCUGUGGGAUGUGAGAUCAUUUACGCUUGUGCUUCUUCCCGCUUCACCUGCUUUGAACAUGUUAAAAUAAGUUGCUUUUUUUUUUUAGUUUACAUUGAAGAUGCUUUGUUGAUUAUGAUUGAAUGCAUUUGUGUUUGAAUUAUACUGGUCCAAAUAAAGUGAACUGUUGAAGAGAGAAGCCAAAAUAAUGCACAGAUCUCUUGCUGGAUAUUAUGUUUGUUGUCACUUUCAUGGAUUCUGUUAAUAAAUGGCAUCCUUUUAAUAUAUUUAAAAAUAUUUCUUUUGAUAUAUUGUGUAUAGAUGUAGAUCAGAAAUGUUCUGGUAGGUGGUGGUCAUUCAACAAAUAAAUACUGCAUCUCUAUGGCUCUGGAUAUAUGUGAUUAAACACGAGUUCUAGAUCUGCGUUUUCUGCAGGUCUUUGUUUAACCAGCAGGUGGCAGCUUUGGUUGUUUGUUUUUUUGCAGUAAACACAGUUGAAGGCAAUAUUAGCCUGCUCCUUUAGUUUUGUAAAGGAAUACUAGCAAUAAAGCCUGCACAAUAUACCGUUUGAGCAUCGAUAUCGCAGUGUGUGUAUCUGCAAUAGUCACAGUGCAGGAUUAGAUUGUUUAUUAAAGAUUAAAACAUAGAGAUAUUGUUAAACAUUAUUUAAAAGAUAUCUGCAUUUAUACAGUGAUCACCAUGUUAUUUUACAUUUGAUUGUUUAGUUUCUGUACCUGAAUACUGUUAAGACUCCAGAAAACAAUAAAGUGCUGUUAAUUUCA